CAUUGUGGUCACUUUAGUUGAUUUAUAAUGAUUGGAUUUGUUUUGUAUAGGAAACCACGCACACAAACGAACAACUCAUGCAUGUCUUCAAUAGACAAUCGAACCUACAAAUAUGGACUUGGACAGUCCUAUUAUUUCUCCUGCACUCACUUGAACGCAUAAUUGCUGUCCUGACCCGACACCCUGAAGUGAUUGCUAAUCCAUAUUAAACCAGUCAUAGUCGUCACUACGUGACCUGUGACCCUAAGGCUCAAAAUGUUGACAUGGUUGUGUGAUUAAAGAGUGAACAGAAAAAGCAUGAACUUUGGCACACGCACGCACACACUCACACUACUGGUUAGUUCAAAGUUCUUGUGGCGGUCAGUCACCUCCAGCUUGAGUUAACAUUUGGUGUCGGUUCCACUCUUAUUCACAGCGAAGAAAAACAGCUAAUUGCCAUGACGACUGAAUACCAUGACGACGUUGAAGAGGACACCAGUUCGUUCUGGACAAAAGACCCACCCCACGUCCCUCGCUCAGGUGCGUCCGCACUCAGGCGCCGAUGGUUUCCUGUUGUGACCGCAGUAGCCAUCUUGAUUCUGACUAUUGCACUGGGAGCCAGCUACUCUAGGUUGUCAAGUCGUUUGUGGUCAGUAGAGAACAACGUUUCCAACGUCAGCCAAUCACUACACAGCAUCCAGCAGCUGGUCCAAGAGGGUGAAAAAGGCGUGGAGCGACUGAAGUUUGCCGUGGAGAACAACAAAGAAGAAAUCCUUUCAGCCUCGGAGGCUUUGAAGCAGCUCGCCACUCUGGACACCAUCAGCAGGACUGUGACGUCACUCAGAUGCUCCUUUGAACGCAUGAUCAACAACAGUACAGGUACUACAAGGGCAGGUUGCUGUCCUCUUGGCUGGCAGACAUUGGAGUCCGCCUGUUACCACUUCAGUCACACGCCGCUAUCCUGGCAAGAAGCGAGAGACUGGUGCAACGGGCACGAGUCGCACUUGGCCAUCUUGCAGUCGGACUCCGAGUGGGACUUUGUCUACAAACACACGAUGGCCUUCUACUGGAUUGGACUGAGUGACGAGAGGACGGGAAAGUGGGAGUGGGUCAACCAUACGCCUUACGUCAUGAACCGCAGGCACUGGCGACCCGGUCAGCCUGACAGCUGGACCCAUCACGGCCUCGGACCCGGAGACGAGGACUGCGCUCACCUGCAUGUGGAUGGCCGGCUUAACGACCUACACUGCUCCACAAGGCUGAACUUCAUCUGUCAGAGACACAGCACUUGACCACGCCCUUUUAUGCAACCAUCUUUUUAUACCCCUGACCAGGGCACUUGACAAUACCCCUUUAAUCACUGUGUCUGUGACAAUCAUUGGUACUUUAACUUUAACAUCCAUACCUCCCUAACCUGCGCACUUGACCACAGCCCUUUACGCAUGUGCCCCCUUAAAUGAUCCUUAACAUGCGCACUUGACCAUGCCCCACAAUAAAAAGACAAACAAUA
Nerophis lumbriciformis (worm pipefish) is the source of this 1489-nucleotide messenger RNA. RefSeq names its product asialoglycoprotein receptor 1a (gene asgr1a). The record is from RefSeq and is a predicted model, not a curated record. Lineage: Eukaryota; Metazoa; Chordata; Actinopteri; Syngnathiformes; Syngnathidae.